GAAGUAGAAAAACCCGCCUCACGACGCGAGGUUCUUGUGUACUUUACGUUAAUGUUUUAUAUGACAUUUAUUUGUUAUUGUAUGUUGUUCGAAAUUCAGCGGAGACAAAGUUUAGGUUUUUACGCGUGUGUUCAUACAGGAUCGACACGCUGAAGUAAAAUGUUGAGUCCAGGCAAGCUGGUUCGGUGUUUGUGAAGAAAGUGUCCCAAAAUGGAGGACAUGUUGAUGGAAUCGGACCCGGUGGAAAUAUCCGGACCCGGACCGGAUCACGGGGUCGCUGAAGCGUGGGAAUCCGCCACCGCAGCUCUGGUGUCUCCUGGAUGCUCGGUGUCGGACCAGAACCUUUCGGACUCCUUGGUUCUGCUCUCUGGCCACGGUUUGGGCGGGAUGCUCGGAGUCUGGCUGCUGGAGACUCUGCAGAUGCAUCUGUCCUCCUCGGUGGUUCCCGAGUUCUGGUCUGGACUUAAACGGCCCGAGAACGAGCUGGAGGAAAGAGACCGGGCUUGGAUUCUCCUCACCGCUUUCAGGACUCUUCUGGACCGCCUGGAACCUUUCCUGGGUGGUCUGCAGAGACUGGGGUCUUGGCAGGAGGAGGGCCGUGGCGGUCUGAGCGGACCGGGCCCCCGGCCCCUCCUGGACCGGGCCUUCACCACCAUCAGGGCUCUCCUGCUCUUCUCCCCUCCUCCAGUUCUGCAGGAGCGGGUUCUGGACUUCUACAGCCGGACCUUCUCAGUCUACAUGAACCGGGAAGGGGCUGGCGAGGACGGGGCCGAGGUUCUGGACAGUCCGGACAGAGGGGCCUGCCCGGGCUGUGGGGUCCCGGUGCCACGAUGCUGGUGCCACGAGGCCCUGGAGCAGCUGCAGGAGCUUAGCCACAUCCUGUGGACGCUGCAGUUGGUGGACUGGGUCAGCUCUGAGUCCAUCACCUCCAUCCUGCACCGCCUGGUGGAGCAGCGGAUGGAGCAGCGGUGCCGUGGCGAGUACGAGCGUUCCUUCCUGCUGGACUUCCAGGAGUGGCUGGAGCUGGUGCUGGGGUGGCUCAGCAAGGUCUUCUCCAGCGAGGGGGGCGGAGUGUCCGGUCCAGGUGGUUCUGGUGGGCCCGGCGUCCCUGCAGUCCAGUCGGUGUGGCGCUGCCACAUGCACCACUUCUUCUACAGGAUCUACGUGAGCAUGAGGAUCGAGGAGCUCUUCAGCAUCAUCAGAGAUUUCCCAGAAUCCAAAGCUGCUAUUGAGGACCUGAAGUUCUGUCUGGAGCGGACCAAUCAGCGCCAGCAGCUCCUCACCUCGCUGAAGUCGGCCUUCGAGAGCCGCCUGCUGCACCCGGGCGUUCAUACCUCAGACAUCCUCACAGUUUACAUCUCAGCCAUCAAAGCUCUAAGGGAACUGGACCCGUCCAUGGUGGUUCUGCAGGUAGCCUGCCAGCCCAUCCGAAAGUACCUCAGGACUCGAGACGACACAGUCCGGCAGAUCGUGGCCGGACUCACUGGAGACGCCGAAGGCUGUGCCGACCUGGCAUCCGAGCUGUCCCGGGGAGACCCGGUGACUCUGGAGAUGCAAGACAGCGAUGACGAAGGCAAUGACCCAGAGGACUGGACUCCAGACCCGACGGAUGCUGUGCCUGAUAAAACGGGUUUGAAGCGGCGCUCGUCUGACAUCAUCAGCCUGCUGGUCAGCAUCUACGGCAGCAAGGACAUCUUCAUCGACGAAUACCGGGCUGUACUGGCCGACAGGCUGUUGCACCAGCUCAACUACAACACGGCCAAGGAGAUCCGUAAUGUGGAGCUGCUGAAGCUGCGGUUCGGAGAGUCCCACAUGCAUUUCUGUGAGGUCAUGCUGAAGGACAUGGCGGACUCCCGCAGGAUCAACAGUCACAUCCGGGAGGAGGAGUCGAAGCUGAGCGAAGAGGAGCAGCCGCCACUCGCUCUGUCCGCCAUCAUCCUGUCGUCGGAGUUCUGGCCGACCCUGAAGGAGGAAAAACUGGAGCUUCCUGCAAUCGUGGGUCAGGCCAUGGAGGCGUACAGCCAGCGCUACGAGAAACUGAAGGCCAUGAGGACCCUGAGCUGGAAGCCCCACCUGGGUUCCGUCACUCUGGACCUGGAGCUGGAGGACAGAGUCCUCACCAACCUGUCCGUGUCCCCGAUCCAGGCAGCCAUCAUCCUGCACUUCCAGGAUCAAAGUUCCUGGACUCUGGAGGAGCUGAGCAUACAGCUGGGUGCCCCAAAGGAACUGGUCCACAGGAAAUUGGCCCUGUGGCAGCAGCAUGGCGUGCUGAAGGAGGAGGCCAGCGGGCGCUACUGUGUCCUGGAGACAGGCUCGUCCCGGGAGAAGCUGGACCGCGGGGUGAUGUUGAUCGACAGCGACGAGGAGAGGGACUCCAACACCACCACCCAGUCUGAGCAGAGAGAGGAGAAGCUGCAGCUCUUCUGGGCCUACGUCCAGGCCAUGCUCACCAACCUGGACAGCAUGACCCUGGACAGGAUCCACACCAUGCUGCGGAUGUUCGUGGCCACAGGACCUGUUGUCACAGAGAUGGACAUCAACGAGCUGGAGGCCUUUCUGCAGAAGAAGGUCCGGGAGCAUCAGCUGCUGAUGUCCUCGGGCGUCUACAGGCUCCCGAAAUCCACCUGAUGGAGGACUCUGUGCUGUGUUCAAGUGCAGCAGGAAACUCAAACACUUUCUGUAGGUUUUUCUCACACUCAUAAAAUAUUCUAAAAUAAAUGUUUCAGUUUUCAUUUUCCUUGAGGUGGGAGCAG
Molecule: messenger RNA, 2753 nt
Organism: Nematolebias whitei (Rio pearlfish)
Lineage: Eukaryota; Metazoa; Chordata; Actinopteri; Cyprinodontiformes; Rivulidae
Gene: anapc2
Product: anaphase promoting complex subunit 2
Exons: 14
Coding region: 211-2628 (805 amino acids)
Biological process (GO): ubiquitin-dependent protein catabolic process
Cellular component (GO): anaphase-promoting complex
Molecular function (GO): ubiquitin protein ligase binding
Source: RefSeq, a predicted model, not a curated record